Messenger RNA from Magnolia sinica, 617 nucleotides. RefSeq lists its product as uncharacterized. Bases 1 to 405 code for a protein of 134 amino acids. Gene Ontology annotation, biological process: mitotic cell cycle; microtubule cytoskeleton organization. The record is from RefSeq and is a predicted model, not a curated record. NCBI's taxonomy places the organism in Eukaryota, Viridiplantae, Streptophyta, Magnoliopsida, Magnoliales, Magnoliaceae. The transcript has a single exon. Gene Ontology annotation, molecular function: structural constituent of cytoskeleton; GTP binding. Gene Ontology annotation, cellular component: microtubule; cytoplasm.
AUGUACCAUGGUGAUGUUGUGCCCAAGGAUGUGAAUGUUGUUGUGGCAACCAUCAAGACCAAGCGCACAAUCCAGUUCGUCGAUUGGUGCCCAAUUGGCUUCAAGUGUGGCAUCAACUAUCAGCCACCCACUGUUGUCCCUGGCGGUGACCUGGCCAAGGUGCAGAGGGCUGUGUGCAUGAUCUCCAACUCUACCAGUGUUGCUAAAGUGUUCUCCCGCAUCGACCAUAAGUUUGAUCUCAUGUAUGCCAAGCGUGCCUUUGUGCACUGGUAUGUUGGUGAGGGGAUGGAAGAGGGGGAGUUCUCAGAGGCCCGUGAGGAUCUUGCUGCGCUUGAGAAGGGUUACAAGGAGGUUGGUGCUGAGUCUGCAGAAGGUGAGGAUGGUGAUGAGGGAGAAGAGUAUUGAGAGAGGAGAGAGCUCCUUUGCAUACGUGUUGUGCUGCCUCUAUUAUUUGCCUGUGUUGGUGUUUGGUUUGUGUCUGCCAUCCGUGGUGUGUCCUAGGUUUUCUUUAAGCACUGUUAUUGUGUUUGAGAGUUUGUUUUACUGUUUGGGAUGUGGAGACCCUUUGUUGCUGAUGGUACUGCCUCCAAUAUGGUAAUAUGAAUUUGUUGGUGUUA